CCAGACUCCCAUAAUAAACAGCUGUACGGCAGCGGUUAUGGCAUGCUUUGGACCGCUAUUUUAUCACUCCAGCAGAUCCAUCAUCUUCCAUCUCCUAAAGAUGCAAACGUCCAUGGAUAACUUCAAACUUCUUGCUCUGUUACGCUCGGAAAACAGUGUUUCGAGCGGCCUUUAAUAUCAGUCCGAUAGAUAUUGAGACGUCAUAAGAAGCGAACGUUACUUUGUUUCGGAACGAACGCGAGGGUCACAGUUCCGAUCCAUUUUCUAAAUGAUUGACGGUUGCUAAGGUGAUCAGAAUCCAUUAGAACCCAAACCGAUUGGUAGUUUCAACAUCGCAUCAGCGUGAUUUGAGAUGAAGUCGUUCGGAUAUAUCUAGAUCGCCUGCCACGUUUCUGUCUUCGAGGGGCGAAGUUGCGACUGCAACAUAGAGAGUGAUACACUGGCUGGAGCAAUGAAAGAAGAGAACUUGUUCUGCAGGCGGUUCUCUCACUGUCCCACGGCAACCUCUCCUCCAAAAAUCGACACACACGUGUUGACCCGCAACCUUUCCUAUGGAGGAGACAAUGAACUGUACACGCUCAGCCCAGGUAAUGAAACAGAGCGAAACGGUUUGCCCUUACUGAGAGACGAGGUCAGCCCGGCCCGGUCGCCCAGCAGUGUGUCGGAAUCCAGGAUGUUUAUUGGUGUCGAGAAAGAGUCUUCCUCGCCCACGGAGAAGCUGGCAAGAAAAGAAUCGCUUAAGGUUCAGAAAAUGAAUUAUCGACAGGAAAAGAAGAGGGUUGCCAAAGAGCUCUUCAGUGCCCUUAAGGAUCCAAGUGUGGUUCUAAUGUCCAACUGGCUAAAGAUUCGAGGGUCACUGAAGAGUUGGACAAAAUUGUGGUGUGUCCUGAGACCUGGCAUUCUCGUGAUUUAUAAGACCCCCGGUUCAGAGCACUGGGUGGGAACGAUCCUUCUCAAUGCCUGCAAACUCAUCGAAAGACCCUCGAAGAAAGAUGGAUUCUGCUUCAAAGUCUUCCAUCCGCUGGACAAGUCCAUAUGGGCCAUGAAGGGUCCUAAAGGAGAAACAGUGGGCUCCAUCACACAACCUUUGCCUAGCAAUUACCUGAUCUUUAGAGCUGCAUCUGAAUCUGAUGGCCGCUGUUGGAUGGACGCUCUGGAACUGGCCCUCAGCUGCUCCAGUCUGUCCAAGAUGACGGCAAAGAGCUGCAGGGACGGAGAUCUGAGCAGCUCUUCAGAGUCCUCACAUAUACUGCAGCUGCUGCAGUCUGCCUCUCUCAUUGAUCAGGACUUGUUACAGUUGAAUGACUCCAUGUUGGAAAACAACCAUAUGGAGAAUGAUGCAAAUUCGGACAAAUCAGAGCGGGAGGCGCAUGAAGAUUCUGACAAUGCAGCCAAUGAGAACGGAGGCAGACUGACAGAGGAGAGUGAUAUGGAUCAAUCAGAUGAUGUGAGCCUUCAGGCAACAGCCUUCAUUGAGGAAGCCAAUGAGGAAAUGGGAGAGGCUGGUGAGGCGUCCCAGGUUGAGACCGUUUCAGAAGAGAACAAGGGGUUAAUCUGGACUCUACUUAAGCAGCUGAGGCCUGGGAUGGACCUGUCCAAAGUGGUCCUGCCAACUUUUAUCUUGGAGCCACGUUCCUUUUUGGACAAGCUUUCAGAUUACUACUACCAUGCUGACCUGCUAUCACAGGCUGUGACAGAGGAGAUCCCAUACUGUAGGAUGAAGCAAGUCUUGCGCUGGUAUCUGUCAGGCUUCUACAAGAAACCAAAGGGUCUUAAGAAACCAUACAACCCCAUUCUUGGAGAGAUGUUCCGAUGCUGCUGGCUGCAUCCACAAACAGACAGCUGUACAUUUUACAUAGCAGAACAGGUUUCUCAUCACCCGCCUAUUUCAGCAUUUUAUAUUAGCAAUAAGAAGGAUGGAUUCUGCAUUAGUGGAAGCAUUCUGGCCAAAUCAAAAUUUUACGGGAACUCACUGUCUGCGAUACUGGAUGGAAAGGCCAGACUCCUGUUUCUGAGUCGAGAUGAAGAAUACAUUAUUACUAUGCCGUACGCUCACUGUAAAGGUAUUCUGUAUGGUACGAUGACAUUGGAGCUUGGUGGGAAAAUCACUAUUGAGUGUGAAAAAACACAAUGUUAUACAGAACUUGAAUUUAAACUGAAGCCUUUUCUUGGCAGCUCUUGCAAUGUUAACCAGAUUUCUGGAAAGAUUCGGAUAGGGGAAGAUGUUCUGGCUACAGUAGAUGGGCACUGGGAUAGGAAAGUGCACCUGAUUGAGAAGAAGACGGGCCUCCAGGAGGUGCUGUGGAACCCCAGCGCAGACGUGCGGAGACAGAGACUAAAGAGACAGGUGGUUCAGAUGGACCAGCAGGAGGCGUUCGAGUCUGAGAGGUUAUGGCGCCAUGUGACCAGAGCGAUUACUGAUAAAGACCAGAAUCGUGCCACCCAGGAGAAAUUUGUGUUGGAAGAGGCCCAGAGGCAGGAAGCCAGAGAGAGGGGUGACAAACCCUGGGAUCCUCGCCUUUUCACUCUCAACGCUGACACCAAUGAGUGGCACUACAAAUAUGCAGACACGAAGCCGUGGGAUCCAGACCGCUGUCUGGUCCAGUUUGAGAAAGAUGGCAUCAUCCAGACAAAAGAGAAGUCACAACGCCAACGCAAUAGUUUCUCCUACAGCCAGAACUGGGCUGUACAGCAGAAAGUGCGGGUGAAUGGGAAACACAGGAAAUCAAGCAGCCAGCCAUCCAGCUGCAGUCAGAACACAGAGAGCAGCAGUACCACGCCAGAACCCAAUCAUGAGUCAUCUGAUAAUGAAGGCUAUAUGAACCAAUGUGCCAGAUGCACUAAAGAAGUGAAGGAUAUCGCCCUCAUUGAGGCCUCAGUAGCAGCUAUACAGAAAACACAGCAAGACAUACAGAGAAACCUGAGUGCAUUGGGUCGCCAGAUUGCGCGACACAAGACGGUGGAGGAGAGCAAGUCAUUGAGCAGUCGUCACUGUCUCAUCCUUUGCAUGCUUUUGCUCUUCCAGCUACUCAUCAACUAUGUCUUCACUUGAGAUGCUAUUACCUAGCGACCAUCACCUAGCAAUAAACACAGCCAAAUUAUCACCGUCACAAAGCCCUUUGAAUGCCCCACCAUGAUGUUGCUACCAGAAGUAGCUGAACCAUCAAGCACUAAGCACUUCAAAUAGAGAGAAAGAGACUCUUGUUUUAAUUCAUAUGAAAACAGAUAAUCAUUUCAAAGUGGUCAUAAAAUGCUGCACUGCCACUCUUGUGAACUAAUGUGUACCAUCUUUCCAACAUACCUUCCUUUCUCUGCAAUAUCGGUAAUCUAUUUCAGGCAUAUUUAGGCCCUAUGGGCAAAAUUUGAAUGGACUUUUGUGUGUAUGUGUGCGUGUUACCCUCAAACCAUUAAGAAACCUCUUCCAUUAAGACACUGGGCCUUAAUACUGCUGCCAAAAAGAGGGGAAAUGAACAAAGUAGUCAGUGAACAUCCACCAGUGCAAUUCUUUAUUCUUUUAAGGGAAUAUUCCUGGUUCAAUACAGGUUUAGCUCAAACGACAGCAUUUAUGGCAUAAUAUUGAUUACCACAAAAAAUUAUUUUGACUUGUCCCUAAUUUUCUUUUAAAAAAGCAAAAAUCUGGGUUAUUUUUGAGGCACUUACAAUGGAAGUGAAUGGGGGCCAAUUUUUUAUGUUGAAAUACUCACUGUUACAAAAGUAUAGAUGCAAGACAUAAACAAUAUGUGUAAAAAUGUUUUUAGUGUAAUAAAAUCACUUACUAACCUUUUCUGUGGAAAGUUAUAGCCAAUUUUACAACUUCGAUGCCAUGAUCAUGUAAUGUCAACAAACCUAAAAGACUAAAAAUGACAAUUGAAACAACUUUACAGCUUAAAUAAUACAUGAGUUUUAACAGAAUUAAUGUAAGUGCUUUUAUAAAAUUAUAAGCUUCACAUUUCUGCUUUGAUGCCCUCCAAAAACUCACUGUAACCUUUAAUUUUGCUUUUUUUAAAGAUAAGGAGAGACGAGUGAAAAUAAAAAUUUUGUGGUAAUCAACCUUAUGCCACAAAUGCUGUCGAUUGAGCUUAACUUGUAUUGAACCCAGAAUAUUCCAUUAAGUAUGCGUUUGACCACACAAAACAUAUAAUCAUUAUUACUUUACCAAAACAGUGUUUCUGCAUAGUACAAUACAAAGAAGAGUAAAUGUUUACAAACUUGAUUGUACUUACAAAGGAAAAAAUACUCUGACACCAAAUGAGUAGUGUAGAUUUUGAAGAUAUGGGUAAAGGAAUUGUUGGACUUACUUUCUUCUGUGAAACACAAAAAGAGACGUUUAGCAGAAUGUAAACACAUCUUUUCUUGACUUUCCAUCCUUUUUUGAAUGGGGACUUGGGCUGUCCAGCUUCAAAAAUGGCAUAAAAGCACCAUAAAAGUCAUUUAUACUCAUGCUAUAUUCCAUGUCUUCUAAAGUCAUCCUAUAGCUUUUAGGAGCAAUACAAUGUCAUUUUUCACUGAAAAACUUGCCCUUCAUCAUAACUCUCAAUUUGUAAUUUGUGUUCUGUGUAUAUAUAUAUAUAUAUAUAUAUAUAUAUAUAUAUAUACACACACA
Messenger RNA from Myxocyprinus asiaticus (Chinese sucker), 4603 nucleotides. RefSeq names its product oxysterol-binding protein-related protein 5-like. The transcript is spliced from 22 exons. Gene Ontology annotation, molecular function: sterol binding. The record is from RefSeq and is a predicted model, not a curated record. Gene Ontology annotation, biological process: phospholipid transport. NCBI's taxonomy places the organism in Eukaryota, Metazoa, Chordata, Actinopteri, Cypriniformes, Catostomidae. Bases 452 to 3052 code for a protein of 866 amino acids. Gene Ontology annotation, cellular component: membrane; intracellular membrane-bounded organelle; cytosol.